This is a messenger RNA of Suillus clintonianus, 1119 nucleotides long. RefSeq lists its product as uncharacterized. The annotation marks the transcript as partial. The record is from RefSeq and is a predicted model, not a curated record. The transcript is spliced from 10 exons. Lineage: Eukaryota; Fungi; Basidiomycota; Agaricomycetes; Boletales; Suillaceae.
CGCCGUUACAAUUGUCUGUGUUUGGUCACUAACGUUGAUUCAGUAUGUAUAUCCUAUUACUGAUGUACUGAUAUCUUGCCUCUUACCGUACCACCGAAUCCCAUACGCUCUUUUACGUUACUGUUCUCUGACUGCCCGCCAGUGUUUACCGUCUACUGUGACGGUGUUCCAAGGGGGUCGCCUACCGUCAUGCGGGCUUUUGUGCUGCUGAGCUGUGUCAUCGCACUGGUUCUCUCCGUCUCGAGUGCCGUUGCAGCAUUGACGAAUGCGCAGCGACUAGCUCGUGGCUUGCCAAUUUCGCCUCCCAAGUUUGGUCGUGCUCGGCCAGGUUAUGCAUGGACGCCAAGAGCAGAUGGAGCGAAAUCCCCGUCGCCUGCUCCCCCCAAGAUGUGAGUCUGCGUGAAAAAUUCACUGAAGUUUUUUUCAAGCCUUUCAGAUACACUGGUCGGAUCCUGGUUAAGAGCUAUGAUGGCGAACAGUUGGGACACUUGUAUAACUGGGCCUCAGGAAUAAAUGGCGUAAACUUUGGUGACUCGAGCGCGGACCUGCAUGUGUCGUUCACCAAACCUCGGUCUGAAAAAGGGCUCAUCGACAUACAGGUCGUACGGUCGGCGUCUAAACUGAUCAAGUCUGGUGACUACUUUCGGCUUCCUGACUCGUCCGAGUACGCCGCAUUUCCUGGAUCUUGUUAUAUAGGGUCAACGAGCAACGAUACUCUCGCCCAUGGCUCCUCAACAGCCGUCGGCUUUGGCAACGUCAUCAGAACACCUGUGCAUUCACCACCCGUCCCUGUGGGCCAGAAUAAUGCGGACGAGUCGGCUAUUUGGACAUUCGAUCCAAAAUCUCUUGAACUGAAGGUUCACUACGUGAAUCUCAACGGCCACAAGGCAAAGACGACCAUCGCUUAUAAUAUCUAUGACAACACUAUAUUCUUUGUCGGUGAUAUCCGCGCCUACAAUGCCGCUCAAGUCAAUCCCGAUUACCACGUCUCACCUAUUACGUUUUACCUUGAUUCCGGCACAGCUGCAUUGAUCCAGAAAUGUUCUCCCUCUUCCCUUUUGACAUUCCCUUCAUUUUCUAUGACACUCUUUAAGCCCAAGUUGCCGGUUCACUAAAUCG